This is a messenger RNA of Cherax quadricarinatus, 1275 nucleotides long. The record is from RefSeq and is a predicted model, not a curated record. NCBI's taxonomy places the organism in Eukaryota, Metazoa, Arthropoda, Malacostraca, Decapoda, Parastacidae.
AUGAGUUUCAUAAGUUCCAGUAGUUCCAUAUCAGUAAGUUCCAGUAGUUCCACAUCAGUAAGUUCCAGUAGUUCCACUGCAGUAAAUUCCAGCAGUUCCACAUCAGUGAGUUCCAGUAGUUCCACUGUGGAAAGUUUCAGUAGUUCUAUAUCAGUAAGUUUCAGUAGUUCAACUGCAGUAAGUUCCAGUAGUUCCACAUCAGUAAGUUCCAGUAGUUCCACAUCAGUAUGUUCCAGUCAUUCCACUGCAGUAAGUUUCAGUAGUUCCACAUCAGUAAGUUCCAGUAGUUCUACUGCAGUAAGUUCCAGUAGUUCCACAUCAGUAAGUUCCAGUAGUUCCACAUCAGUAAGUUCCAGUAGUUCUACACCAGUAAGUUACAGCAGUUCCAUAUCAGUAAGUUCCAGUAGUUCCACUGCAGUAAGUUCCAGUAGUUCUACACCAGUAAGUUCCAGUAGUUCCACUGCAGUAAAUUCCAGUAGUUCCACAUCAGUAAGUUUCAGUAGUUCAUCUGCAGUUAGUUCCAGUAGUUCAACUGCAGUAAGUUCCAGUAGUUCCACAUCAGUAAGUUCCAGUAGUUCCACAUCAGUAAGUUUCAGUAGUUCCACGUCAGUAAGUUCCAGUAGUUCAGCUGCAGUAAGUUCCAGUAGUUCCACUUCAUUAAGUUCCAGUAGAUCCGUAUCAGUAAGUUCCAGUAGUUCCACAUCAGUAAGUUCUAUUAGUUCCACUGCAGUAAGUUUCAGUAGUUCCACAUCAACAAGUUUCAGUAGUUCAACUGCAGUAAGUUCCAGUAGUUCCACAUUAAUAAGUUCCAGUAGUUCCAUAUCAGUAAGUUCCCGUAGUUCCACAUCAGUAAGUUCCAGUAGUUCUGCUGCAGUAAGUUCCAGCAGUUCCACAUCAGUAAGUUCCAGUAGUUCUGCUGCAGUAAGUUCCAGCAGUUCCACAUCAGUAAGUUCCAGUAGCUUCACAGCAGUAAGUUCCAGUAUUUCCACUGCAGUAAGUUCCAGUAGUUCCACUGCAGUAAGUUCCAGUAGUUCCACUGCAGUAAGUUUCAUCAUAUGUUCCAGUAGUUCUGCUGCAGCAAAUUCUUGUAGUUACACGUCAGUAAGUUUCAGUAGUUCAUCUGCAGUAAGUUCCAGUAGUUCAACUGCAGUAAGUUCCAGUAGUUCCACAUCAGUAAAUUUCAGUAGUUCCACAUCAGUAAGUUCCAGUAGUUCCACUGCAUUAAGUUCCAGUAGUUCUACCAUAGUCAAGUUCCACUGCAUUAAGUUCCAGUAG